CUUACCCCCAAAAGCAUGGAACCCCGGACACGGAGUCUUAAGACAAGCCCAGGAUCGUUUGACAGGAAAUUCUGUUGCGACCAGCCUGCAUGCUCCAAGGCUUUCACUCGGAGAGAGCAUCUCCAGCGGCACCAGCUGAACCUCUGUGAAAUACCAAAAGGCUCCAAAAUGGCCUUGCCCACAGUGCCAUAAAAAGUUCUUUCGGCUUGAUCUGCUGCAACGACAUGGCAUGGUCUCUCAUGGGAUUUCCAUCCCAGAAGCACAAUCAUCCAGAACGGGACUGCGGAAGCACGAAGCAUCCGAGCGAAGGUCAAAUAGCCGAUCAUUGAGGCGCAAAACUCCACUGGAGCAGGUCUCAAACGAUCAAAAUUAUGAUGCCGACCAUCUUGAGGAAGGCGAGGUUCUCGUUGGCCCGUCAUCAGCACCCUCUUUGUUGGACAACGUAUCAAGCGCGUCCCGGGAACAGGACUGCCAAACACCUACCGUUACUGUGCGAAGCUUAUAUGCUCUUCAGGAAAAGCAGUCUUCUGACCCCUUGCCCCCGGAUCCCCAGACUACUGUGAAUGGAAACGCAAUUACCGAGGAACAGUCGCAUCGUGUUACCCAUGCAUGUGAACUCGACGCCCUCAACAGUCCAGAAGUGUUCCGGUGGGAGAAUGAAUUGGAGCCUCAGCACCUAUUUGACUCGCAUGAUCACGGCCUUGGAUGGUUAUUCGACGAUGACUCCCGAGAAUCUAGUCUGCUAGAUGAUGGAAACAUUCCAUCAUUUUUCAAUCUCGAUGGCCAACUGACAAGUUUCGAUGACUUCUGGAGCCACAAGGCUUCCCUCCCCACCGGCACCUCUUGCCCUGCAUCAGCUGCUGAGCCUGGCAUCGAAGUCGACUUGGCAGCGAUGGUUUCCGAACCACCAGGUUGUCACUAUAAAAUCUGUCACGCCCUUACACAAAGACAUCGUGAUCAGCUUCUAUGGUCGCUCCGGGCGGAUUUUCCCGAUCUCUGCAUUGCAGACCCGCUCCUUUCGCUCAACAAUCUACAGCAUGGGCUACAUCUUUAUUUCAAACACGUAUCUCCCGAAUAUUCGAUUUUCCAUUCUUCUCUGGUCACUCAAUCCGAGACGAAAGAAAACGCGAUUCAAGAAUGGUACGGAGAGCGACCAUCUUGGCAUCUAAUUUGGGCAAUGAUAAUACUUGGAUGGCUAUGCCCAAGCUACACCAGUGUAAGCGAUGGACGGAAGAUAUUUAACAUGAGUGCAGGAAUUCACAAAGCACUACGAACCCAUGUUCUGGCACAUAUUUUCUCAACACCAAGUCCGUCUUUAUCGCUAAUACAACUGCUUUUCCUCACACUGGUCUUUGCUCGAUAUUAUGGACGCUCCGAAGAAGCGUCCGGUUUUGCCAUCAACAUACAUGGGGUACUCAUUGACACUGUUCGAAGACUUGAUACCCGCGAUGACUGUGUACUUGCGUCCGGCGAAAAGACCGAGAACCUUUCGACGGAGAUGAGAUGGUUCAAUUGGAUGAAAGUCGAAAGCCUGAGACGGUAUAUUGACACCAAGUUUUUCUUACUCUCGAUCAUUUCUUUUCUGGACAUCAAAAUUGACGAAAGGCUAAUCUGGGGCGAACUGAGGUUCUCUCCUUUUGAGCUGAAUUUUGUUCCUCCGUGCGAAGAUGAGCUUUGGUACGCUCAGUCAGCGGAUGAGUGGCACGAAAUCCAACAGCAAGCCAAUGCUGACGACCGGCGUGGCGACGAAGACAAUUACCUUCGCCUGCUGAAACACUUUUGGAACCACGCUCCAAGCUAUCCAUUCUCCAACGGCGCAAUAAGCACGCUCGAUCAAGACACAACUUGGACGGUUGCAUGGGAUAUCCGACGUCAAAGUAACACGAACCUUUCGCCUUUCCGCCUAAAGGCCCGCAGGCGUGCCGGUGGCAACUCUUCGUCAAGUGACUGGGUACCCGUUGAACUUUCUUCUCAUGUUCAAAAAUCCUUUGAGGAGUGGAUUUCGUGGUGGACUUCGCAGACUUUGACAUUGUCCAUCAAGCAUGUUGCACUUACGUGGCGAAAUUGCACGUGCAUGUUUCGCCUGGCCCAUGCAUUAUAUGAGGUUGGCUCUUUCGAUUUCCAGAUAAUUUCUGGUCGGGCCAUGAUCGAAGGUCGGACUAUCAGGGCCUCGGAAUACCUUGCAAGUCAGAGGAGGUUCAAGCAGUGGGUAAAGCAGGACAAUUCUCUACACGCAGUCUUAGAGGCGUCCAAGGUUAUCCGCGACCGCCUCAGGACGGAAUUCUCGUCAACCGUCCACUGCCACCACUGCUCAUGGUUGCUAUAUCUUGCAGGUCUGUUGUGUUGGCUGUAUGGAUUCGCCCUGCGGAACGGGUGGCAGACGAGUCUGACCCAUCCUCACGGAGACAAACAAGGAGUAUCAUCCCGAUCAGAUUUAGGACUUGUUCAUGCUGGUUUCGGCACAGAAGCUUGUGAAGCAUACCUUGAUGCUGCCAUCUUUGGUAUACAACAAAAGCUUGGCCCCAACCAGGAUGGAAGCGACGGAGCGCACGUUGAUCUGGCGUCCAAGCUUCAGUAUACUCACGGGGUCUUGAUCACGCUUGCUGACAUGUUGGCAAAGCACACCGAGGGCAGAAGAAGUUGGCUGAUAGAAGAUGCGAUCGUGAACUUGAGGAGACUUACUUAA
Exophiala viscosa is the source of this 2686-nucleotide messenger RNA. RefSeq lists its product as uncharacterized. The coding region runs from base 230 to 2686 and encodes 818 amino acids. The record is from RefSeq and is a predicted model, not a curated record. The transcript has 6 exons. Lineage: Eukaryota; Fungi; Ascomycota; Eurotiomycetes; Chaetothyriales; Herpotrichiellaceae.